This is a messenger RNA of Leucoraja erinaceus (little skate), 4551 nucleotides long. RefSeq names its product inter-alpha-trypsin inhibitor heavy chain 2 (gene itih2). The transcript has 21 exons. The coding region runs from base 115 to 2964 and encodes 949 amino acids. Gene Ontology annotation, molecular function: serine-type endopeptidase inhibitor activity. Gene Ontology annotation, biological process: hyaluronan metabolic process. The record is from RefSeq and is a predicted model, not a curated record. NCBI's taxonomy places the organism in Eukaryota, Metazoa, Chordata, Chondrichthyes, Rajiformes, Rajidae.
UUAGAUGAAGAAAGGGACUUCAGCAGUAACCUCUUCUUUGCUCAAAGUUAUAAGAGAACUGUUGCAUCUAGAGCUGUCCUCACUCACAUCGGUGUGGGACCUUUGUCGGAGAACAUGAAACACCUUAUCCUGCUUGUGUGGGUCUUCCUCACACACGAAGCUCAAAGCCUUCAUAUCAUUGCUGGUGACUUCAGUCAGCUACAAGGUCUUGCAGUUCCUGCAACUGAUACGCUGGAAGAUGUCCCUCCCGCAAAUAUAAACACAUAUGAAAUACGUCACAAGAGAAGUGAAGACGGAGGAGAGGAGGAGGACAAGGAGGAGGAUCUGACCGAUGACCACUUCAUCAUUCAAAGCUACAAAGUGAAGUCCAUCAUUACAUCUCGCUUUGCUGAAACGGUCUUCAGCACAAAGGUUCGCAACAGGGAAGCCACAGCACAGAAUGUGGAAUUCAACCUAAGGAUUCCCAAGGGAGCGUACAUCACCAAUUUCACUAUGACUGUGAACGAUAUAACGUUUGUUGGAUCAGUGAUGGAGAAGAGCUUUGCCAGACGACUGUAUGCAGAUGCAAGGACUCAAGGGAAGGCCGCUGGGAUCAUCAGAACCUACGGCCGUGAAAUGGAACACUUUAAAGCUGACGUCAAUGUGCCAGGUGGAAGUAAAAUCAGUUUCGAGCUCUACUGCCAAGAACUGCUGCAGCGAAGGCUGGGAUUUUACGAGCAGAUUAUUAUACUGCAACCCGGAAACUUGGUGAAACAGUUCCAGGUUGAUGUCUACAUCUUUGAGCCACAGGGGAUCACUUUCCUUGAAGCCCCCCACAGACUCGGAUCGCAGUUUGACGGGCUGAUGCAUAUAACUAAAGGAGAGAACAAGGCUCAUCUCACCUUCAGGCCCACGUUGGACCAGCAGCGGAAAUGUCCGAGCUGCCCCGACACCGCUGUUGACGGCAGCAUCGUCGUGAAGUAUGACGUCAAACGAGUACUGAAUGGAGGAGCCCUUCAGAUUUCCGAUGGCUAUUUCGUACACUUCAUCGCUCCAGACAAUUUGCCGCCCCUCCUGAAGAACAUCAUCUUCGUCAUCGAUGUCAGCGGAUCAAUGUGGGGGAUUAAAAUGAAGCAGACCGUUGAAGCCAUGGCAACCAUACUGGAUGAUCUCGGCCCUCAGGACCACUUCACCAUCAUCGUUUUCAACCACAUAGUGCGCUGUUGGACCGAACACCUGGUCACAGGCACUCCUGCUCAGAUAAAGGAAGCCAAGAAGUACAUCGAGAACAUCCAGCCCAGUGGAGGAACAAACAUCAACGAAGCAAUCCUCUCGGCCAUCCACAUCCUGACGCAAGCGGACAGCCACGGUGUGCUGAACCCCCGAUCUGUGUCGUUCAUCAUCAUGGUGUCCGAUGGAGACCCUACGGUUGGUGAAAUAAAACUGAGCGCCAUUCAGAAGAACGUCAGGACACACAUGCAGAACGAUUUCUCCCUCUUCUGCAUCGGGAUUGGCUUCGAUGUGGACUACGACUUCUUGGAAAGGAUCGCCCUUGAAAACCGUGGGGGAGCUCGACGCAUUCAAGCAAACGUCAAUGCAUCCAGUCAACUGACGGAUUUCUAUGAAGAGGUCGCUACACCUCUGCUGAGGAAGAUCGAGGUGUUAUACGGGGGUGAAAACGUCACGGACGUGACCAAGAAUACCUUCGACAAGUAUUUCAGCGGCUCCGAACUAAUUAUUGCGGGAAGGCUGACAAACAAAGACCCCUCCAUCCUCCAGAGUCUGGUGUCGGCAAGCUCGGCUAACAGCGAGGUGGGGUUUCAGGUGGAGUCCCCCACAGACGAGCUGGACAAAAUCUUGGCCAAGCACCAAUAUGUUCUCCCCUGCUUCACCAAGCAACUUUGGGCUUACCUGACAAUUCGCCAGCUACUCGCUCAGAGGGCAAUGGCUCCAACCGCCAUGCAGAAGAGAAACAUUACCAGCAGAAUCUUAAACCUGGCUCUGGCUCACCACUUUGUCACCCCGGUGACCUCCAUGUUGGUGGAGAGCGAGGAGACGGGACAGAAGCUUCUUGCUGACUCUCCCAGAGACACCAGGGAAGGGUGUUGUGCAGGGCCUCCUUACAUUGGGACAAAAACUCCUCCAAAAACUCCUCCAAAGACUCCUCCGAAGUAUAUUUUUGCGACUCAACCCCCGCAAACAGCAGUUGGUGACACUGAAAUGAAAGUGGUUCAUUCAGUUGACAACGAUCCACAUUUCAUCAUCCACUUGCCCAAAUGUAAACAAGACAUCUGCUUCAACAUUGAUACAGAACCGGGAAAAAUUCUCAACCUGGUCUCAGAUCCCAUCAAAGGCAUUGUGGUCAAUGGUCAAAUUAUCAGUGGAAAGAAAGCCAAAAAUACCAAGUUGAACACCUACUUUGGAACAAUCGGGAUCCGUUUCACCAAUCUGAGUCUAAGCUUUGAUAUUAGCACCGAGAAGAUUCGCUUGAAAGAUGGGAAUCAUAAAACUCUCCUCCAAUGGUCUGAGAACGCUGUUUUAACACAUUCCAGCUAUGUGGUGAGCGUGAGGAAAAACAGUAACGUCACCAUCACCGUGGGUGAGGACGUGGUUUUCCUGAUCCUGCUACAUCGUGUCUGGAAAAACCAUCCAACCAACGUGGAUUUCCUGGGAUUCUACACUCCUCCGACAAAUAUGUUCUCAACAAGUGUCCAUGGACUGAUAGGUCAGUUCGCCCACGAACCGGAAGUACACGUGUACAACAUGCGUCCGGGCUCGGACCCAAAUAAACCGCAGGCCACCAUGGAGGUGAAAGGUCACAAGAUUACAGUGACCAGGGGGUUGCAGAAAGAUUACAGGACGGACGUUGUACGUGGAACCAAUGUCCAGUGCUGGUUUAUCCACAACGGAGGGAAAGGAUUCAUCGAUGGACACUUUAAGGACUAUCUCGUUCCACACCUCUACAGCUUCUUGGAGCGACCGUGAGCGGCUUUAAAGGCACUGCAAAGAACAGAAGAUAUGCAGAAGGGGAGGAAUAUGGGCAGCAAAUGCAAACUAAUUUGUAUAAAUCAGCAUUAUCAAAAAUAGUCAUUGAAUAGUUACAGGGAUGUUGCCUUGAUAUUAAAACCAGUAUUCUCCCUUUGUGAUUCUCCCUUGUAACCCUAUAAUCUCUACAUACAUUUGUACCCAAUAUAGCCAUGUAAAUCACCGUUAGAUUGCAUUUAGGAAUUGUUUAGACAUAGGUCUACAAUAACCUGUGGGCCACUUUGCCAUGCCAUGGAUAGACACCAAAAGCUUGAGUAACUCAGCGACUCUGGCAACAUCUCUGGAGCGAAGGAAUAGGUUGAGACCCUUCUUCAGACUGGAGAUUGGCUGGUGCUGCGGUCAAGGAAGAAACGGAGGGAUUUACAGGAUGGGACGGAAGUGCAGAGUGACUGAACAUUCAAAUGGUCUCGAGCAACAGGUCUUGACCCCAAGACAUCGCCCAUUCCAUCGCUCCAGAGAUGCUGCCUGUCCCGCUGAGUUACUCUAGCAUUUUGUGUCUAUCUUCAGUUUAAACCAACAUCUGCAGUUCCUUCCUGCACACUUAAGGGCAUGUCCCACUUUCACGACUUAAUUCUUUCAUCCCGACCAUUUUGUUUUUACUCGUGGACAUUUUUUAAUGGGCUGGAAAAAACGUCCCGACUUAACUGAUGCCACGAGUACUUAUGGCUAGCACAACGAGCCGCUACGAUAUAUCUACGACCUCCUACGGACUCGUUACUUGUUACAUUCUGCGAGUUUGAAUCAAUAGACAAUAGAUGCAGGAAUAGGCCAUUCGGCCCUUCGAGCCGGCACCGCCAUUCAAUGUGAUCAUGGCUGAUCAUCCCCAAACAGUACCCCGUUCCUGCCUUCUCCCCAGGAGAAAUGGGAAAACUCGUGAAAGUGGGACCGGCCCGUUACCACGCCCUGGAUUGGCUUAACAAAUGUGAAACUGGAAUUCAUUACCAUUCUAGCGUUAAAUUUCCCAAUUGGAUCUGAAAUUUUUUUAAAGUAGAAAUUUAAAGCUGCCGACUCUAAUAGACGGGGUAAAAGUUUUUAAAAAAGAAACAAAUUCACUUUGUGUUUCUUCCUCUUAUCUUCUUACCAAGAAGUUAACGAACUUUAGUCAAAAUGAUUUUAACGCAAACCACUGGUGCUACAAAAAACUAUCUGUUCCAAAAGCUUAAAAUAAAAGCCACAUCCCACAUAAAAGUUAGUGCCUUCAUCUAUUGCUAGAUGCUUAGCCGACUUUUGUAGAUCAGUAAACCUUAAGAUUGUGAGAACAUUUACUAUAUCUGGCAUGACGAAACAACAAACUCUGGUUAAUCUGAUUUUCAAAGUUAUUUGCCUGCCGACUAGCAAGGAAAAUGCAAUGAAUGUUGUUGGGAGUUGCCUGAACUGUACCGGCAGUAGAUAAAAUUGUGUAAUCCCGAAUUAACACAUCAUUGACUUUUGUGAAUUCCAUCAACACCGUUUUUCAAAUGCUUGAUAUUGUGAUUAUUUUUUUUGUAAAACAGCAUAUACAGAUUAAAGACACAAUGUGAGAAGCUG